This is a messenger RNA of Symphalangus syndactylus (siamang), 3936 nucleotides long. RefSeq names its product syndecan binding protein (gene SDCBP). Gene Ontology annotation, cellular component: cytoplasm; plasma membrane. NCBI's taxonomy places the organism in Eukaryota, Metazoa, Chordata, Mammalia, Primates, Hylobatidae. Gene Ontology annotation, molecular function: syndecan binding. Gene Ontology annotation, biological process: positive regulation of transforming growth factor beta receptor signaling pathway. The record is from RefSeq and is a predicted model, not a curated record.
CCAGUGUUUCACCUUUUCAGUGGGCUGAGGGACUGACUUCUGUCUUGCUUAUCUUGGAAAGCUGACAGGGGCUGGUGUAUUCCAGGUGCCCGGGAGCCACUGAGAACAACAGAGAGCUGGAAGACUUGUUGCUGCUGUAGAGGACCUAUGGUAGGGCAGACAGAGGAUGAUACAGCUCAGCAGCCUGUCCCUAGGUGUGCCGUGAAAGGGGUUGGGGAGAGAAUAGUGGAGUAUGUGUCCAGCAUUCCAGCACUUCAGAGAGCUACCCCCAAGGGACUGGCUUCUGUUUCACCUGACUUGGAGCACAGGCAGGAGUGGACAUACUCUAAAAGCCCACUGGCAGGAAAGGGCACCAGGUUGGAGGCCUCUGAAAACAAGAGAGCUGGGUGGCUUGCAGCGGCUCCAGAGAACCUGAAGUACCACAGACAGAUAGCACAGGGAGCAAAAGAUUAUGAGAUCCUGAAAAAGGAAACCAACAAGUUCAUCUUGAGAAUUUGUACACACUGGUCGAGAAGAAGCAUCUUCAGGAAAGGUUCAAAAGGCAUGCAGAAUCUCUAGGCAGGCUGAUCAGUGAGGAUCUUUCUCUGUACAGAGCCAGUCCACAAAGACUGGGAGGGGUGAUAUUUUUUCAGAUGGUUGGAUCCCAACAUGAUGUUAAAAGACACACAAAGAAAUAGGGAAACAUAGCACAAUCAAAGGGUCAAAAUAUCCAGGAACCUACUUUAAGGAAACAGAUAUCUUCAUUAUCUCAGAAGGAAUUCAGACUAACCACCAUAAACACGUUCAGUGACCCAAGGAAAAUGCUGCAUGAACAAAAUGGUAUCAACGUAGAGAUUGAAAACGUAAAAAGGAACCAAACAAACAUUGUAACAGAUGCAAUAUGCUUCUUUGACCAAAUUGAAAGAUUUACUAGAGGAGUUUAGCAGCAGUGUUUUUCAAGGAGAAGAAUUAGUGAACUUGAAGCCAGGUCAUUUGAAAUUAUCCAGUCAGAGAAGCAAAAAGAAAAAGAAUAAAAAAGAAUGAAGACAGCCUAGAGUACUAAUGGGACAGCAUCAAUUUUAUCAAUGUAGAUUGUAUGGAAGUUCCAUAUGUUGGAAAGAGAAAGGAGCAAAAAGCUUAUUUGAAGAAAUAAUGGCCAAAACUUCCCAAAUUGAAGGAAGGCAGUGGACAUCCAGAUUCAAGAAGCCCAAUGGACUCCAGAGUAGAAAUCCGAAGACAUCUACAUGGAAACACACUGUAAUCAAAUUGUCAAAUAAUUUUUUUUCUUUUUUUUGAGAUGGAGUCUCGCUCUGUCGCCCAGGCUGGAGUGCAGUGGUGCGAUCUCGGCUCACUGCAAGCUCCGCCUCCCGGGUUCACACCAUUCUCCUGCCUCAGCCUCCUGAGUAGCUGGGACUACAGGCACCUGCCACCACGCCUGGCUAAUUUUUUGUAUUUUUAGUAGAGACGGGGUUUCACCGUGGUCUCGAUCUCCUGACCUCGUGAUCCGCCUGCCUUGGCCUCCCAAAGUGCUGGGAUUACAAGCGUGAGCCACCGCGCCCGGCUCAAAUUGUCAAAGAAUUUUGAAAGCCGCAGGAUAAGAAUAACUUGUCAUGUACAAAGGAGAUUCUGUGGGACUCUAAGUGGAUUUCUUAGCAGAAACCUUGCAGGUCAGAAAGAAGUGGGAUGAUAUAGUCAAACUGCUGGAAGAAAAACUGCCAGCAAAGUACUGUAUGUGGCAAAACUUUUCUUUAAAAGUAAAAGAGAAAUAAGAUUCUCAAAAUCUGAGAGAGUUCAUUACCACUAUAUCUGACUUAAACGCUAAUGGGAGUCUGUUAAAUGGAAACAAAAGGAUGUUCAACAUGAAAAUAUAAAAUUAAAUGAUAAAGCUAUGGACAAAUACAGACCUGCAUAUUAUUGUAAUGGUGAAGAAUCCUGCAAAAAUGUCUCUCUAUCCAUCUCUCGAAGACUUGAAGGUAGACAAAGUAAUUCAGGCUCAAACUGCUUUUUCUGCAAACCCUGCCAAUCCAGCAAUUUUGUCAGAGGCUUCUGCUCCCAUCCCUCACGAUGGAAAUCUCUAUCCCAGACUAUAUCCGGAGCUCUCUCAAUACAUGGGGCUGAGUUUAAAUGAAGAAGAAAUACAUGCAAAUGUGGCCGUGGUUUCUGGUGCACCACUUCAGGGGUUGGUAGCAAGACCUUCCAGUGUGAACUAUAUGGUGGCUCCUGUAACUGGUAAUGAUGUUGGAAUUCGUAGAGCAGAAAUUAAGCAAGGGAUUCGUGAAGUCAUUUUGUGUAAGGAUCAAGAUGGAAAAAUUGGACUCAGGCUUAAAUCAAUAGAUAAUGGUAUAUUUGUUCAGCUAGUCCAGGCUAAUUCUCCAGCCUCAUUGGUUGGUCUGAGAUUUGGGGACCAAGUACUUCAGAUCAAUGGUGAAAACUGUGCAGGAUGGAGCUCUGAUAAAGCGCACAAGGUGCUCAAACAGGCUUUUGGAGAGAAGAUUACCAUGACCGUUCGUGACAGGCCCUUUGAACGGACGAUUACCAUGCAUAAGGAUAGCACUGGACAUGUUGGUUUUAUCUUUAAAAAUGGAAAAAUAACAUCCAUAGUGAAAGAUAGCUCUGCAGCCAGAAAUGGUCUUCUUACGGAACAUAACAUCUGUGAAAUCAAUGGACAGAAUGUCAUUGGAUUGAAGGACUCUCAAAUUGCAGACAUACUGUCAACAUCUGGGACUGUAGUUACUAUUACAAUCAUGCCUGCUUUUAUCUUUGAACAUAUUAUUAAGCGGAUGGCACCAAGCAUUAUGAAAAGCCUAAUGGACCACACCAUUCCUGAGGUUUAAAAUUCACGGCACCAUGGAAAUGUAGCUGAACGUCUCCAGUUUCCUUCUUCGGCAACUUCUGUAUUAUGCACGUGAAGCCUUCCCGGAGCCAGCGAGCAUAUGCUGCAUGAGGACCUUUCUAUCUUACAUUAUGGCUGGGAAUCUUACUAUUUCAUCUGAUACCUUGUUCAGAUUUCAGAAUAGUUGUAGCCUUAUCCUGGUUUUACAGAUGUGAAACUUUCAAGAGAUUUACUGACUUUCCUAGAAUAGUUUCUCUACUAGAAACCUGAUGCUUUUAUAAGCCAUUGUGAUUAGGAUGACUGAUACACAGGCUUAGCUUUGUGUGAAAACCAGUCACCUUUCUCCUAGGUAAUGAGUAGUGCUGUUCAUAUUACUUUAGUUCUAUAGCAUAUUUGCAUUUUUAACAUGCUACCAUAGUACAUUUAGAAGAAUUGCCUUUGAUUUUUUUAAAAAAUGUGUGUGUGUGUGUGUGUGUGUGUGUGUUUGUGUAAAAUGCCAAUUGAGAACACUGGUUUCAUACCAUGUAAGCAUUAAACAGUGUAUGUAGGUUUCAAGAGAUUGUGAUGAUUCUUAAAUUUUAACUACCUUCACUUAAUAUGCUUAAACUGUCGCCUUAACUGUGUUAAGCAUCUAGACUAAAAGCCAAAAUAUAAUUAUUGCUGCCUUUCUAAAACCCAAAAUGUAGUUCUCUAUUAACCUGAAAUGUACACUAGCCCAGAACAGUUUAAUGGUACUUACUGAGCUAUAGCAUAGCUGCUUAAGUUGUUUUUGAGAUUUUUUAGUCAAUGCAUAAUGGAAACUUCUUUCUUCUAAAAGUUGCCAGUACCACUUUGUGAGAAGUGAAUCACUAUAUGUAAUGUAAAAGUUACUACACGUAACAGAAUAAACUUUUGACUCCCCUUUUGUUCAUUUGUGGAUUAAGUGGUAUAAUACUUAAUUUUGGCAUUUGACUCUUAAGAUUAUGUAACCUAGCUACUUUGGGAUGGUCUUAGAAUAUUUUUCUGAUGACUUGUUCCUUUUCCUGACUCCUCCUUGCAAACGAAAUGAUAGUGACACUUUAUCCUGAUUUUUUUCUUUUUUUUGGUUUGUGUCUAGUCUGAUUAAAUAUGUAUACAUAAACUUA